AUGCUUCGCUCUCAAUUUCACCAAUAUGCUGUUUGGUGCCGUUUACUCCAACCCGUGGUCACACAGAAGAGCCCCCCUCUACCCUCCCUUCUGCGGUACUUUGUUGUUGUUGUUGUCUUCACAUUAAAAGAGUUCAGCACCCUCUUCCCUCUGUGUACACACGAACUAGCGCUAUCCACUAGGCCAGGAGCCGAAGCGAGAGAAAAACUCAAUGUGCAAGAAAAGCUCGCUUACGCCGGGAUUCGAACCCCUGACCUGACCUCUAGAAGGUUUCGAAGUUACCAACUAGACCACCGGGGCGACCUAUACAUUUAACAAUACGGAGCGAUGAAAAAUGAAAAUGUUAUCCCGUGCCCACUCGCACACAUCAUAUUAUGCAUAGAAAAAGUGGUAAAUUGCUACGCGCACAACCCGAAGUGUACCUGUUGUACAAAAUUCCAUGUUAGGAUUCAAUGUAAGGGUUCUACACCAACAACACACCCGAUGAACCAACUACCCAGCACCAGCCUUCUACACCUUCCCAGCAAAAGAUACAACAGAUAGAUGCACAAGAUGGCUACCGAACUAACUGUGUAAGAUCUUCUUGUUGACCCUGUUAACCCGCGGGGGAGAUGUCUCUGUGUACUGAUCGGGCCCGUUGCGCCAAAAUCACAACCACAAGCAUGAAGCCUGCUCUUGAAGACAGCAAACCCACCUACCUGUGCUUUUGCUGCUCUCUCCCUCCUCUCUUUGCUCGCCUCUCUCCCACUCCGCCGCGGCCAGAUCUGUCCGCCGAGCGCGGUCGCAGAUCGGGAUGGAUAGACUAGGGUGUUGAAAACCCGCCCGCGUUUCGCGAUACUCGGCGUGCCAAGCGCCUUUGCCGGUGUGGAAGAAAUGUCCCGAAAAAAACGGGGAAGGGACCGGGUAUCCCCCAAGAUAUGACGUGUCUCUGCCAGGCUCUUCGAGCGUGUGAAACGGUUGCACACACGGCCGUUGAAAAACCGAUCACAUGCAUACGUUCCCCCAACAUAGAAUGAUGAUGAUGACCUCUUGCCGACGAAGAGCGAAUGUCUCCGACCAAAGGUGCUGGCCGCAUCUUUGGUCAAUCUGUUCUCCGCCCAGCUCGGCAGUCUUGCGCUGAUCCCACGCGCACACCCAUCUCGUCGGCAGAUCUACGCCGCGAGCUUCUGCCAUGGAUUGGCCUGGCUGAUUUGCUGGAGCGGUCGGC
Ectocarpus sp. CCAP 1310/34 is the source of this 1207-nucleotide messenger RNA. The record is from the annotation of a GenBank genome assembly. NCBI's taxonomy places the organism in Eukaryota, Phaeophyceae, Ectocarpales, Ectocarpaceae.